Penicillium cosmopolitanum is the source of this 306-nucleotide messenger RNA. RefSeq lists its product as uncharacterized. The record is from RefSeq and is a predicted model, not a curated record. Bases 1 to 306 code for a protein of 101 amino acids. The transcript is spliced from 2 exons. Lineage: Eukaryota; Fungi; Ascomycota; Eurotiomycetes; Eurotiales; Aspergillaceae.
AUGUUGGCCCCGGGCGUCUCGCCGAGCUCUCGGGCCAGCGCGUGGCCACGGCCUAUCCUGCUCCAACGGGCAUGGCGCCAGCUCAAAGGGAUCGAGACACCUGAGAAUCCGGCGCUAAUCGGUGUGCGCAAUCAGACGGCUACAACAUCAAUGUACCAAAUCAAUGAGGGGUUCGGGACUUUCUACUCCUCCAACUCAUGCUCAUCACUCCUACUUCCUCUAUCGGGAAUUCCUAUGGCUGGUCGUCCUGUCCAGUCUGGCCAACCACCGCUCACCGUGGCUGGACUUGAACCAGACAAGGUUUGA